AUGGAACAAGUGUGUGACUUUGUCAUCGAUUGUGAAGAUGGAUCAGACGAAGAGUUUUGUGGCUCUUGUGACUUUGAGGAACAUUCAUGUGGAUGGAUUGAUAACAGCAGGGAUGAAUUUCAAUGGAGACUUGAGAUGGCAAACAUUAGUGCCAUCCCCGGUGUGGACCAUACUACAGGAUCACCUUGGGGCGGAGUUAUGCAUUUGGAAGGUGAAAGUGCAGGUCUCUUCUCAAAAGCAGUUUUGGAGCACACGCUUCUCCGCUCUACUGCACUUGGAUGCAAGAUACGCUUCUGGUACCAUCUUCACGAUGACAUAAGUGUGUCUUCAUACUUUGCUCUGACUUUGAUAACUAACACUUCGACUGAGCAGUUGUGGUCCAUUAAAAAAGGCCAGACCAACGGCUGGGAAAACGCUUCUGUGUUAAUUGGUAAUCGUCUACAAGGGUCGAAGAUUGAAUUUUCUGUGGACCCUGUUUAUAUUGGAAGUCAGGAUAUCCUUCUGGAUGACAUCACACUGAUAGACUGUGCCGAUGCAGACGUUCCAGCAGGUUCAGAUAAUCUCAGCUGUGAUUUUGAGGAAGACAACUGUGCCUGGUACGAUGAUCAGCUGGCUCAACUCAAAUGGCAGAGGGCAGAUGGAAAUAAACCUUCAGCUGAUCAGGGACCUGGAUAUGAUCACACUACCGGCUCUGGUUAUUAUAUGUUCAUAGCAUCAAAAUGGAGCUCCAAACCAACUGAGACAGCUAGGCUGGUCAGCUUUCCACAGCAGGCCAAAUGUGUCACCUUCUGGUAUCUAAUGUACGGUGCAAACAUAGGCUCUCUCAGAUUCAUCACAAAGCAGUCGAAUGGAACACAUGUUAUAUGGAUGAGAACUGGAACCCAAGGCAACAAGUGGCGUUUCGUGGAUCUUAGCUUUGCAAACAACGAAGAGCCGAUCCAGUUUAUAUUUGAGGGGUCCCUGGAAGGCACCAGUGGUUACAUUGCAAUAGAUGACGUGCAGGUGUCGAGCAGUGUAAACGGGUCAUGUCCAGCUGAACGCGAGUGCACCUUCCAGGGUUCCUUAUGUGGCCUUCAGCCUGAUCCCACAACAGAAUUUGACUGGGUCCGAACAAAAGGAGAACUGGUCACUGGCACCCCCAGCCCCACAAUGGAUCACACUCUAGGAACUGACAAAGGAUACUACAUGAGUGCACAGGUUUGGAGGUACCCCAGUGACAGCAGAGGCAGCAUGGUGACCAAAGUCAAUCAUCCGACCCCUGGGCAUGGGGAGUGCUGGAUGUUCUGGUACCACAUGGAUGGAAGAAACGUGGGCUUUCUUAACAUCUACAUCGAGGAGCUGCGCAGCGCCAGGUCUCAUACGCCUGUGUGGAGCAUGAGUGGAGAUCAGGGAGAACAGUGGAGACAUGGCAGAGUCAUAUUUGAAGCAGUGGUUGGCAGUGAGCAAGGAAAAGAUAUUGCUAUUGAUGACUUGACUAUCCUCAAUGACCCUUGUCCACCAUCUGGGUUCUGUGAUUUUGAGAUUGACUUGUGUGGAUGGGUGAAUGUUCGUGUCGAUACCUCCAGUGUUGAAUGGAGCUGGACAUCUGGAAUCAGUGCGUCAUCAUUUGCUCCUAAAGUGGACCACACCACCAACACAGCCCUGGGACACUACAUAGCAUAUAUUCCAGUAAUAUGGCUCGAGCAGGUUCCUCAUAUUCAGAGUGAACUGAUGCAGCCUAACUCUCAAGGAUGCUUGGAAUUCUGGUACUACAUGCACAUGUGGGCAUAUUUCGAUAAGCUCAAACUUACAGUUUAUGUGAAUGAGUCUGGCUCUCUACGGUCAUUGUGGAAUCUAACCGGUGAUCAGGGGAAUGUAUGGCAUCAAGCUACUGUGUACUACACAUCAUCUGUACAACACCAGAUUGUGUUUGAAGUUACCCGUACAAAAUUAACCGAAGAUGGAGUCAUCGCUCUGGAUGAUAUCUACACAAGCUGCUCUGCACUGGACCUGACCACAGCUGCACCCACGACCGAAGCCACGUCUCCAACUCCCUCCUCCAUGGACUGCACCUUUCAGGAGGGACUGUGUAACUGGGUUCAAGAGACAGAGGAUGGUUUCGAUUGGAACCGUCUGAUGGGGGGACAGCUGAAUCAACCAUGGCUAGGACCCCUUUAUGAUCACACAUUAAAAAAUGACUACGGGUUUUAUCUCAUUGCAAAUAUGUCUGAUGAGAAAACGGGUGAGACGGCAGUUAUUUCUUCUCCACUGACAAUUUCCAACACUGACGUCUGUAUCAGAUUCUGGUACUAUAUGUUAGGACCAUCUGUUGGGACCUUAGAUCUGAUUCUUGAGACGAAAACAAAAGAAACCCUUGCAUGGACAAGAGCAGGCACCCAGAACUCCGAGUGGUUGAAUGCACAGGUCUCCAUUAGUGUUACAGAUGUCCAGAGAGUGAAGUUCUCCGUGAACAGAAUCACAGGAGGCACAGGGUUUAUAGCGAUUGAUGACCUCAGUGUGACAGCAGGAGCUUGUGAGGAACACAAUCCAUGUGGGUUUGAAUCUCCUUCACUAUGUGGCUUUGAGUCUGAUGUGACUGAUGAUUCUCUGUGGCUGUGUGUAGACGGCAGCAGUGGUCAUAUUGACCACACAUACAGAGCUGAACUUGGCCAUUCAAUGGCUGUGCUUGGAGCCGAGCUUCAAAAACCAGAGGUCACAAAACUUCUGACACCAGAAUACACCUCAUCUACAGAGUCCUGCCUGCAGUUCUGGUACUGGUUGUCUGCAGGCACAAGUGAUUCUCUCUCAGUACAUAUGCUUCGGAAUGGAGAGCUGGAUCCAGCACUCUGGGAUCUGUCUGGAGCACCUUCUCAUAGUUGGGAAGUAGCUGAGGUCACCAUAUCGUCCCCCUCCAAAUUCAGGGCAAGUUUCCCUUUUCUGUGUUAUUUUCCAUUAGUUAUAAUGUUCUUGUUGUUCUUCCUGUCCUUGCUUUCUGGUCACUUAUCAUAAUAUUACAAAGAACAUGUCUUCA
Messenger RNA from Triplophysa dalaica, 3010 nucleotides. RefSeq names its product MAM and LDL-receptor class A domain-containing protein 2. The coding region runs from base 1 to 2988 and encodes 995 amino acids. The transcript has 21 exons. Gene Ontology annotation, cellular component: membrane. Lineage: Eukaryota; Metazoa; Chordata; Actinopteri; Cypriniformes; Nemacheilidae. Gene Ontology annotation, molecular function: protein binding. The record is from RefSeq and is a predicted model, not a curated record.